UCGUCGGUUGUUCGUCGGCGUAGAGAGGGAUCGGAGAUGAGCGGAAGCGCGUUCAAUGCCUUCAAGGCGCGGGUGCCAAUCGCGUGGAGCCCUCGCCUGUACAUAACGUUGGUGCGCAGCCUCCCUGGCACCCGCCGCCUCCACCGCCGCACCCUGGACGCCAUGCGCCUCCGCCGCUGCCACCGAAUCGUCAUCCACCGCACAACCCCAUCUCUCCUCGGCAUGCUCAACCAGGUGAAGCGAUUGGUCGCCGUGAAGACGGAGGAAAUGUACAAUGCCAGGAAGCAGCAGAAGGCGGAGCACAGGGCUCUGCGCCCGCCGAUCUUCGUCAGUCAACGCUUUUCCUGCGGCUUCCUCUUCUGCGGCCGAGUCAGCUAAUUAGCUGAUCUUCUCAAUGAAUCUACUAGGCUAGCAAAUUUUCGUUGUUUUCCUCUGCUCUCUCCUCUCCGGUUGGAAUUGAAUAAUUGAGACUCCAUGAGUUAAAAACUGUCUUUAACUAAGG
Messenger RNA from Zingiber officinale, 502 nucleotides. Its product is annotated as 50S ribosomal protein L30-like. Gene Ontology annotation, cellular component: large ribosomal subunit; mitochondrion. Bases 37 to 378 code for a protein of 113 amino acids. The record is from RefSeq and is a predicted model, not a curated record. The transcript is spliced from 2 exons. Gene Ontology annotation, molecular function: structural constituent of ribosome. Gene Ontology annotation, biological process: translation. NCBI's taxonomy places the organism in Eukaryota, Viridiplantae, Streptophyta, Magnoliopsida, Zingiberales, Zingiberaceae.